CGUUCGUCGGUCGCUCUGACGCAGAGCUGAUACCAGCUGACCUCGUGCUCGCGACCCGAGCUGAACCCUUCAGAGGAACAGAGGUGUGAAGAUAGACCCCGUCUGACUCCGAGCCCGAGCUCGAUACACGGAGGAAGAACACGCCAGCAAUGCAGCGUUUCAUUCAGUGAUUAUAUCGCAGCAUUACUUUCUCCCGCCAUGCAGCUACCGCUGGUGACUUUAAAGUGAACCAUUCAGCGUUUUACUGGAAGCACUAGGGGGAGUCAAAGAUCUUCAAGACGGCAACACAGAGAGGUUUUUUUUUUUUUUGAGUGCCAACAUUGUAGAAGACCUGUGAGUUUGUCUUGUGAUUUCAAACAUACAGUAAGGCCCAGACUCAAAACAUAAAAGCUGGCAGAACAAAGAGUGAUGUACCCUCAAGAAAUAACUGAUCCAGUCAGUCAGGAUGGAACUAUGUCCUUCACAGAAGAAACAGUGUCCAUAUUAAAGUCCAGCAGCAUGCCGGCCCGAUCUUUUCUUAUCCAUCCCCAAGGUCUGAAAGACCAAGAAAACUUUGAGACGGACAGCCGUAUCACUCUGCAUGACAAACAUGAGUGUCUCCCUGCUGAGAAAAAAGACAAAGGUUAUUGGGACAAGCGCAAAAAGAACAACGAAGCUGCCAGGCGUUCGCGUGAGAAACGCCGCAUCAGUGACGAGGUGGUAGAAAGCAAGGUUCUGGCUCUUCUUGAAGACAAUGCACGACUGAAAGCUGAGCUACUGGCACUGAAGUUCAAAUUCGGUUUGAUCAAAGAUCCCACAGAUUCACCGGCACAGACCUGCUUCUUUGGUCCACAUAACCAAACAUCUACAGCAUUACCCUACAACUGCCCCACUACAAACUUACAACCUGCUUUUGUUCACGCAUUAUCAAUCCCACAGCAUGGUGGUCCGGAUGGGGCACAAAACUAUGGGUUCUGCAUGCCUGGAGGGUCAAGCAUUGGGAGCCCUGAGCUUUCAGAUGAUGCUGGAGGUAAACAAAUCCAAAAAUUCCAGCCAAGCGGUAUAACAGCAGUGGAUACCAAUUCAUUAGGAUGGCAAGUGAACAAUAUGAAAGGACUUCCUCAUAAAUUGCGAUUCAAGACUCCAUGUGGAAUUGAAGGUGCUGAUGCUGAAGUCCUUCUUCCAGUGGAGAAUACGUCACAGUCUCAGUCUACAGAGGCUUUAUGGAGGCCACAAACACACACAGUGCCAUCAGCUUGUUUAACAGCACAUCAGAAUAACUCUUCAAUUGACAGGAAUAUAGACAGUCACAGUGCUAUUCGAUUCCAGAUCAGUGCAUUGACUGAAGAAGUGGCUCAGCUCAAAAGACUGUUGUUUCAACAUCAGCUCUCCAAAGUGACCUGAAAUCAUCUGUCCCACCUGUCUUCAAAGAAAGAAGCCCAUUUUUCUGAUUGUAACAGACAAGUAUAAGAAGAUAAGUUCACUGGAACAGCUGUCAAUUUAAGUGAAUUUUAAUUUAAUGUAAUGUCCACUGCACGCUGGAUGAAAUAAAAUAAAAAAAUGCUGUAAAA
Carassius gibelio (silver crucian carp) is the source of this 1550-nucleotide messenger RNA. RefSeq lists its product as uncharacterized. Lineage: Eukaryota; Metazoa; Chordata; Actinopteri; Cypriniformes; Cyprinidae. The transcript has 2 exons. The record is from RefSeq and is a predicted model, not a curated record. Gene Ontology annotation, molecular function: DNA binding; DNA-binding transcription factor activity. Gene Ontology annotation, cellular component: nucleus. The coding region runs from base 409 to 1383 and encodes 324 amino acids. Gene Ontology annotation, biological process: regulation of DNA-templated transcription; circadian rhythm.